UUCAGUGUAAACGGAAGUAAACAGUGACGAAGAACAAUUUCCACGUUAGCGUUUUUAUUUAGAGGUUUAUUAACACCAUGGAAAUCAACAUUUUACUCAUUUAACUGCACAGCAUCACAUAAUUGCCCCAUAUAGUGUUUAAUUCACGUUGGAAAAAGGACUUGGUUGAUAGACGUUAUCUAUGUAUGUGCCGCAGGUUAGUUAGUUGCUAACAAUGGCUAACUGUGUGGUUUUUCACACUCAAAUAGCCUCCAUCAUGGAGGUGCUAGCAAAUGCAGCCGUGGCAGAGAUCUGUAAACUCGUAGACGACGACUAUGCAGUGUUUCGUUUGGAAAUAACUCAAAGCCAGAAAGAAAACAGGACAUUACGGAGGAAACUACAGGUACAGGAACUGAAGGUAGCACGGGAGCGCGCAGAGAGGACAAUGCGAGAGCGCGUCCUCGUCAGUCGUUCCAGUAGUGUCAAGAUCCUCGACCGAAACAGAGGAAUGGCAAGAGGUGAAGGACAUCUCACUGGAGGCCACAGGAGCUUUGUGAAGCCAGCGGGACACAAUACAUGGAGAGAUGACCAACCAAUCACUGUUGAUGAGGGGAGUGGAACCUCAACCCAGCAUGUUAUCAUGAUAGAGGCUGCAGAUGCAGAGGCUGCAGGUCCUGGAGUCAAACAGGAGAGGUCUGAAGGAGAGGAGGACCCACGGCACAGCAGAGACAUCCAGACUGGAGCGCCUGGAUCGCCCUCUUUAGCCACUGCAAACCGCACCACCGCCACCACGCAGCCCAAUACCAUUUGCAGCAUCACGGAGGUCAGUGGAACGCUGAACGGCAUCCGCAAGUCAGAGACUUUAACUGUAACACAGAGACCAGAGACACUGGGGCUGGGACCACUGGGCUGUCCUCCUGCUCCUGGCUCAGAGUAUUUACUUUACGGUAACCCAAGGACGGUUCAUUCCCAUCGGGACUCAGGUGAUGUGUUAGAGACUGGCAAUGAAGCGUCUUGUUCUUACUCUACAGAGAUGGACCCUGGCAACAUUCCCUUGGAUUUAGAUACACAGACUGAUCUGUCUAGAGGGGACUGGAACCAGUACAGUGGUAGUGUGUACUCUGAAGGGCGCCUAGAUAAGAAAGGGGAGGUUAUAGUGGUAGAUGAGGUGAAAGUGGAGGGCGAUGUUCCUCCCACAUGGAAUGCAGAUACUCACUUAGGAGAUGGACUCUCACAGGGCAGAGAUUUCUUAGAUUACAGGGAAAGCUUAGAGACAAAUCCAAAUGUCGCGACCCACUUCCCUUUAAACGACCUCAUGGAUCGCAACCCAGUGUCCACGUCGAUGCGGCCUUCCGAUUCACACGGCCGCGUCCUUUUUGAUCAGGUAUUGAACUCAAAUGACAGGACUAGAGCCCAGGUUCAGGGAGGGGGAGCCACAUCAGGCAAUAGUAAAGAGAAACGGUUCCUCUGCAUGUUCUGUAACAAAGGCUUCAGCUGCCCCCAGAAGGUGGAGAUCCACCAGAGGGUCCACACAGGGGAGAAACCAUUCAGCUGUACCCAGUGUCACAUGCGCUUUGCUGAGGCUGGCAACCUGAAACGGCACCAGAGGGUCCACACAGGGGUGAAACCCUUCAGCUGUACCGAGUGUCAUAUGCGCUUCGCCCAGGCUGGUGACCUGAAGAGGCACCAAAGGGUCCACACGGGAGAAAGGCCAUUCGCCUGUAAUCACUGCGGGAAGAGGUUCUCUGAGAGGAGAUACCUAAGGAUACACCAGCAGAAAAUCCAUUCCACUCUUUAACAUAAAGUCUGCAGUCCAUGAAGACCUGCUGAUAUCCUGUGUUGCUAUCGGGAGGAGACUGGACCUCUGAAGUGGCUGGUUACAAACCCUGGCCCCAGAUCUGGACCCUGUAACAGAAGCCUUCCUUCCUGAGUCGGAACCGGAACCACGACUGACAGUCUUCACCACCACACAGAACACAACCAGUGGACAGGUGGACUGAACAACCUCAGACCUUGUAGUCAUCAGAGAGACAGAGGCUCCAGUCAGGGAUCCAGUCUGCAGCACAGACCCUUCUCUUCACAGUCUCAGUGCAGGGAUGAAGCAGGGCCUGGGGCUGAUAGAGAUAUAUCCUCCUAGUGGUCAAACAGGGAUAUAUCCUCCUAUGAUACAAACACCACAGUAUCCAUGAUGAGCAGAGCAGGUCACCCUGGGCUUCAGCCUUCACAGAGAGUGGUGGGAGACCCCCCUGGUGGUAGUCUAUCAGGAAGUCUGUCUUCUCCUUACCUCAGGCUUACCCCCCCAAUGCAGACAGGGUCAGGAUGGGCAUUCACCACGAGAGGUACGUAGCCUAUAACAGAGCACACAGCCCAACAACACCCAAACAAUGGCUAGAGGUCAAGGAGGGAGCUCAAAGACUAACCACCUGAGGGUGGUGGCUCCUGCUUCUACCUCCUCUGGUGUCAUCGGGUCACAAUUUGGGAGGCUGAGCAUUAGGACGUACGCCGACAAGCCAUACGCCUGCCCCAUGUGUGGAAAGCGUUUUACUGAGGCGAACUAUGUGAAGAAGCACCAGACCAUUCACAUCAAGGAAGGAGAGGCGCUUGAAGUUCAAACUAUGUUACAAGAGCUUCUCCUUCCGGAGUAACCUAACCAGCAUAAAGUGCACCUGCGCUUCUUGAUAUGCCACACCUGUCAGGUGGAUGGAUUAUCUUGGCAAAGGAGAAAUGCUCACUGACAGGGAUGUAAACAAAUUUGGCACAAAAGUUGAGCAAAGUAAGCUUUUUGUGCGCAUGGAACAUUUCUCUUAUCUUUUACUUCGGCUCAUGAAAUAUGAGACCAACACUAUACAUGUUGCGUUUAUAUUUUUGUUCAGUGUACAUCCUCCCAGUAGGGUAAAUAUUCAACUGUCCUUUUUCUAGACUAGGUUUACUGUCGCUCUAAAAAAAAUGGUUUUACACAAUCCUGUUUCAAAUGACAAGUUAAUAAUGGGUUAAUUACCCAUUAUUAUAAACAAGUCGUACACUCUUACCCAGUUUGUAGAGACCCCUCUAAGAUUAGCAUAACCCAGGCAUUUUAUCCGUGUUUCUCAUAACCGGGAUACAAGCCUUUUCGGGUUAUUGUAAACGCGAUAUGUUUUAUAUGCGUCAACUCAAAAGUAGAAUACUUGAGUAUCCCGAAUAAAAACGGGAUAUGGGUGUGCAUGUACACGUGGUCAGUGAUUUUAAAAAUGUGUUAGAUUGUUGGCAGAGGCAUUGGGGUGAAAGUAAGGGAGACUUAUUUAUAUUACAAGGAAAUCUGUACUAUAAUGUAAUGGGAACAGAAGGGAGAAGUUAUGUUGUGGUGGAUGAGAUUAGGGCAUAUGGGAUUGAAUUCUUAUUUUGAAAUUGAUAGGGAAACAUGGUACUGGAAUUAGGUUUGUAGGGAAUUAUUUUAUUUUAUUAGAAAUUCUCUAUAGCAGUAUAGAGACCCACAGUGGAGGUGUCAUAAUACCCAUAAAACCUAGUGGUCAAACAGGGAAAUGGUUCCAAAUGUUUUUCCACCGCCACCAUUUUUUCCCAUAGGUGAUUUUAGAAACACUUAAUAAGCGCUGUGUUUCGUGUAGGCUUACCCUGGCGUGACAUUUUGAUAAACUUGUAAAUCGGACAAGGUGACUUUUAUCAAUACAUUCGUCUCGAUUUACUCUCAGAUUUAAAAAUUCUAAUUAGCAUCAAAGAUCAUCAUGCAAAACUACAAAUCCCUGCAAGCUCCUGCCCAUCAUCUCUAGCUGACACCUUUGCUAACAGAUAUCGUGUCAGUUUUAAACAUGCUCAAGACAGUUCACAGAAUUUUCCAUUUAAAGAAAUGUUGCCAAUUUAUUCUUUACUACAUUUAGCUAACAUUACAUAGUUAAUCCAGAGAUUCUUACCUUCGGCAGUCUCAUACAGAUAUUCAUGGCAUUUGUAGUGCUUUAUGAUUGGCACAUUAGCAGUUAGUUAAUUAGCAUUUCAUUUUAGGUGGGUAAAUACAGGCAGAUAUAUUGAUAAGUCACCUUGUCUUAGAGAUUUACACAGUUAUCAAAAUGUCAUGCUAGGGUAAGCCUACAUGAAACACAGCCCUUAUUUUAAGUCUUUCUAAAAUCCUAUAUGGGAAAAAUGAAUGGUGGAAAAACGAUUGGAACCAUUUCCUUGUUUGACCGCAAGGUUUUAUGGGUAUGACUUAUACUAUGGUCCUCUAAUGGUAGUGGCAUGUAUUCAUGGAUGCCAAGGGAAGCCAGGCUUCCCCAAAAAAUGUACAAAAAAUAUAAUUAAUAUAUACACUGCUCAAAAAAAUAAAGGGAACACUUAA
This is a messenger RNA of Salmo salar (Atlantic salmon), 4303 nucleotides long. The record is from RefSeq and is a predicted model, not a curated record. Lineage: Eukaryota; Metazoa; Chordata; Actinopteri; Salmoniformes; Salmonidae.